Messenger RNA from Manis pentadactyla (Chinese pangolin), 3035 nucleotides. It is a transcript of the gene SFTPB, whose product is annotated as surfactant protein B. The coding region runs from base 110 to 1426 and encodes 438 amino acids. The transcript is spliced from 11 exons. Gene Ontology annotation, biological process: sphingolipid metabolic process. The record is from RefSeq and is a predicted model, not a curated record. Gene Ontology annotation, cellular component: lysosome. Lineage: Eukaryota; Metazoa; Chordata; Mammalia; Pholidota; Manidae.
UAGAGAGAGGGGCCAGAUGUGGGGGCUCAAAAGCCCGCUGGUUGGAGGGGGCUAGGAGUGCAGGCCCAUAGGAGUCAGGGCAGGAGGGCAAAGGGAACAGGAAGAGGGCAUGGGGCAGGAGAAUCGCUGGGGGGGUGGGCAGGAGUUUCGCUGCUGGGAACAGGCAGGGAUCAGAGCCCCUGGAGGGCCCUCCAGGGCCACGGCAAACACUGAGGUCACUGCUGCUCCUGCAGAGCCCUGCCCUCACGCCCGCCCCAGCUAUAAGGGCCCGCCCCGGGCAGGGUGUCCAGGCUGCGGAGGCGUCAUGACCGAGUCACACCUGCCGCCAUGGCUGCUGCUGCUCCUUACACUCUGUGGCCUGGGUGCUGCUGUCCGGACCACCUCGUUCCCAGCCUGUGCCCAGGGCCCUGAGUUCUGGUGCCAAAGCCUAGAGCAAGCAUUGCAGUGCAGAGCACUGGGCCACUGUCUACAGGAAGUCUGGGGACAUGCAGGAGCUGAUGAUCUGUGCCAAGAAUGUGAAGACAUCGUCCACAUCCUCACCAAGAUGGCCAAGGAGGCCAUUUUCCAGGACACAAUCCGGACGUUCCUGGAGAAGGAGUGUGACAUCCUCCCAUUGAAGCUCUUCGUGCCCCAGUGCCACCACAUGCUCAACACCUACUUCCCAGGGGUCAUCGACUAUUUCCAGAGUCAGAUUAACCCAAAGGCCAUCUGUGAGCACCUGGGCCUGUGCAAACCUGGGCGUCCAAAACCAGGGCAGGAGUCAGAGCUGUCAGACCCUCUCCUGGACAAUCUGGUCCUCCCCGUGCUGCCUGAGGCCCUCCUGGCAAGGCCUGGGCCUCAGACACAGGAUCUCUCUGGACAGCGGCUCCCCAUCCCCCUCCCCUUCUGCUGGCUCUGCAGGACUCUGAUCAAGCGGGUCCAAGCUGUAAUUCCCAAGGGUGUGCUGGCCGUGGCCGUGGCCCAGGUGUGCCACGUGGUACCCCUGGUGGUGGGUGGCAUCUGCCAGUGCCUAGCUGAGCGCUACACUGUCAUCCUGCUGGAUGUGCUGCUGGGCCACAUGCUGCCCCAGAUGGUCUGCGGCCUGGUCCUCCGGUGCUCCAGCGACAACAGCGCUGGCCCAGGCUUCACCGCUCUGGGGUCCCUGUCAGGAGAAUGGCUACCUCAGGACUCCAAGUGCCGUCUCUGUGUGUUGGUGACCACCCAGGCAGGGAACAGCAGCGAGCAGGCCAUGCCACAGGCAAUGCGCCAGGUCUGCCUCAGCUCCUGGCUGGACAGGCAAAAGUGUGAGCAGUUUGUGGAAGAGCACGCGCCCCAGCUGCAGACCCUAGUGUCCGGGGGCUGGGAUGCCCACACCGCCUGCCAGGCCCUGGGGGCAUGUGCAUCCACGUUCAGUCCUCUCCAGUGUGUCCACAACCAGCACUUCUGAUGAGAACUCAAAGCCACUUCGGCAGAGGAGGCCCCUGCUGCUGGCUGCUCCGUCCAUCUCACAGGACACAACUCAAGGCUCCCGAGCACCUGUGGGAGCACCGUCACUAGGCUGGCUCCCUCGGACCCGCUCACUCCCUCUCCUGCCAGCCCAACUCCCAGCUCCCCUGCCCAUUCCAGGCAUCAGGGUUGCUUCAGCUUUUGCCUGAGGCUCUGCCUCACAGAUCACCCUCUGGACUCACUGACAGUCCAGGUUUGGUGUGUCCAGACCAAGCCAACCUUUCCUGAAAUCAGCCUUUGCUGCCCAAAGAUGUGGUCCCCUCAGAUGCCAGCAACGCCACCAUCUGCCUCCUCCCUGACCCCUGCCUUCUGACCGCCUGAGACAGUUCUCUCUUCCUGACCAGGAUGGAGGGGUGGCUCAGAUGCAGCCUCUGUGAGCAGGUGCUUCAGAGCGAGAAACGACGCUGAAAGGACACAGUGGCAGUGGGCUUGAAGUGGCCAGACAGGAAAAAGGCCCACUUUACAGCUCUGCUCAGGGCCAGCCCCUAACGUGAUAGUCAUUUAUUCAUUUGUUCACUCAUUUUUCUUUAAAUGGAGCGGGGACCUGUGGCCAGGCCACAUUCUAGGAGCAAGGGCUACAGCUGUGAAUAGAACAGUGAGCCUCCUGCCCUCUGAGGCCCAGCCCAGGGUCCACCUCCUCUGAGUGGGCAGCCCAACCCUGCUGCUGAAACCCUUGGGCACCAUGAGCCCCUGUGGGAGACGGCAGGAAGUGCCUGCCCCAGCUCACAUCCCACAGAAACCCGUUUAAUGUCAUCCUCCCAUGACACCCCAUGACAGCCGACAGCCAGGAAACCCAGGGAUUAGGGAGCCACCCAAGAGACCGGAGAGGUGGCCUUUCCCCAACUCCCAGGCUCCCAGCACCAGGAAGAGCUGGGCCCCCCUCCUGCUGACACAGGCAGAGCAGCGGGUUGGCACAGGAGGCCUGUGCACUGCUCCCAGCUCUCCUAUCAACUAGCCAAGGGUCCCCAGCCAGGAUGCAUGGCCCCUUCUCUGUCCCUCAUUCUCAGCAGCAAAGUGGGGACUCAGUGAGGUGGUCUCCAGGGCUCUUGGGCUCUCCCACAUGACAAGGCCCCUGCCCGGAACAAGAAGAAGCCUUCUCUCCCACGCUCCUUCCCCACCUCCCUUCCUCAAAAGGACCUUAGGCUGGUGGACCACAAGCCCACAGCUUAGAGCCUCAGUCCUGUGUCUUAUCUGUCCCAUCUCUAACCACAGCCCGAACUAGAGCCACCCCCGUCCUCUCAAGAGUGUGAGGCAUGGCCAGGGCAGCAUCUUCUGGAGGUCUGCAAGAGGGGGCUUCCAGUCAGAGGCCAACCUUCCCACCACACUGGAACGAGCCUACCUCCUACAGCCGCCCAGGGCUGGGCCAAGGGGAACUGGUUGACCACAUGGUCCUUCCCUGGCUCGAGGACAGCAGGGCAGAAACUGGGACCACCUCACUUCCAUCUCCAUGCACACGAGAUACUAGCUUUUACAAUUAUCUUGUUGACGCUUUCAUAAAAUUCAAAAUUUUAAAUAAAAAAUGGAAACAUGAAGUACCAUAAAAAAAUAGA